This is a messenger RNA of Penicillium chermesinum, 1551 nucleotides long. RefSeq names its product Dyp-type peroxidase. The record is from RefSeq and is a predicted model, not a curated record. The transcript is spliced from 8 exons. Bases 1 to 1551 code for a protein of 516 amino acids. Gene Ontology annotation, cellular component: cytosol. NCBI's taxonomy places the organism in Eukaryota, Fungi, Ascomycota, Eurotiomycetes, Eurotiales, Aspergillaceae. Gene Ontology annotation, molecular function: heme binding; peroxidase activity.
AUGGCAUCCGAAGUCGACCCCGCAAAUAUCCAGGGCAGUAUCUGGCCCCGUCUUCCCCGGUAUUACGAAAGCUUCCUAUUUUUCAAGAUCAAAGAUCUCGAAGAGGACCGCUCCUAUACCAGAUUCAAAGAAGACCUGAGGAAGCUGGUGGAAUCCGGUAAAAUUACUACGGGAAGCCAGUGCAAGGAUUAUCUCGAGCAACAUGGGGGCGUGAAUGAGGCCCGGGAAAGAGUGGACACUCAACCUGAAGAGCGCGUCACGUUCAAUGCGAUCAACAUUACCUUCUCUGGCAAGGGCACGACCAAGCUGGUUGGGCCGUAUGACGAGCUAAAGCUCCGGGACCUCCUGCAUGAGCUCACUGGCUCCCGAGUACCGGCCACCCCCGGCUGGCACAACAAUGACAACUGGCGAUGCGACGGGAUGUUCAUUGUCGCCGCUCAGCGUGAGGACGAACUGGAGGCCACGAUCAAGGACCUCAAGAGCUAUUUCCGCAUUGCAGACGAUCAUACCGUUGACUCCCCUGAGGCCAGCGCGAAGAUCACGCUGACCAAGCAUGGAAACGUUCGCAAUGCGGAUGGAAAAGCGCAGCGGAGGGAAAUUCCUGACGAGAAGAACCCCUCAAAGAAGCGUCUGGAAAACCUCAGGGGCAAGGAACAUCUCGGAUAUGAGGACCACAUUUCGCAGCCUGCCAUUGAAGGCCUGGAUCCGCAACCAAAGGAGGGCGAACCUGCGGCCAUUGCCCCGGGUAAUGUGAUCUUCCUCAACCGCCGGGGAGAUAACACCAAGUCGCCGGCGUGGGCCACAGAUGGCAGUUAUUUAGCCUUCCGUGAGAUCGAGGAGAGAGUGCCCGAAUUCAACAAAUUCGUGAAGACUCAGUCCGAGAAGAUGCAGAAUUUCAAUGACGGCACCGGCGAGAAGCUGGCCGCCUAUAUGAUCGGACGAUGGAAGAACGGCUCCCCCGUGGCGCUGGACACCGAAGACUCUGUGGCCCAACAUCCCUUUGCCAACAACUUCGAGUUCAAGCAGAACUAUUCCAGCUCGAAGGAAAUCAGGUGUCCGAUUGCCGCGCACAUUCGCAAGAUGCGCCCUCGUGCCGAUCUCUAUAUUUCAAAAGAUGGCGGGGAGGUCUCUGCGCAGACAAACUACUGGAAUAACACGAACGUGAUUCUGCGUCGCAGCGUCACCUUUGGUCCAGAGCUCCAGCCGGGCGAAGAGGAGAUGGACCCCGCAGAGCGCCCCAAGCGAGGCAUUUACUUCAUGUGCUACCAGGGUGACCUUCGGAAUGGCUUAAACUUCUUAACGAGUCGCUGGGCCAGCAACGAAGUCUUUGCGGGCAAGGGCAAGCUGCAGGAACGCCCUGGCCAGGACCCCAUCGUCAGCCAGCGCAACCGUCCAGACCACCCGGAGCCCGUCUUCGGUAUAUUUGACGGCGAGCAGCCGAAGGAGCUGCAGCUGGGAUAUCUGCCAUGGAUUGACCAGCGUGGCGGGGAGUAUUUCUUCACGCCGUCGAUGGAGGCCCUGAGGGGGGUGUUUGUGGAUGAGGUGGAGUAA